AAACCCCAGCUCUUUCCACAAGCCUCACAGGGCGCCACAGGCACCUCUCUUCAGCCAGGAAGGGCCUUAAGCAGCAAGUCUUCUGACACAGAGCCAGAUGGCCCUACAGGUCUCGUCCCCUCCCCUCCACCUAGAGGCUUCCUUGGGAUGGAGCGAGGCAGCAUAGGCCUCAGCCUUGCCCCACGUGACAGGUUGGCAUUAGUCUGCUCCAAUCCAGCUCUGGUGGCUUUGCCCUAGCAAUCUCCACUCCAGUGCCUUCCUUCUCCACCCUCGGCCCCGCCCCUUCCUCAGGCCCAGAGCCCUGGACACAGUACACACAGCCCAGAGUUCCCACUGGAGGGAAACAGAAGGAACUGUUUGGGUUCCCAUGGCUGUGGUCAACACCUUCAUCCCAGGGCUCAACCCUCAGAAUCCUCAUUAUAUUCCAGGGUACACUGGACACUGCCCACUACUUCGGUUCAGCAUGGGCCAGACCUAUGGGCAGGUGACCGGUCAGCUACUUCGAGGCUCUCCUGGUCUAGCCUGGCCUCCUGCCCACCGUACACUUCUGCCUCCCAUCCAGUCUCCACGCUCCCCUGUAAUUUCCAGGGGGAGGCUACCUCCCAGGCGUGGGCAUGAAAGACUCAGCUCCAGCAUAAUCCCUGGGUAUACAGGUUUUAUACCACAGGCACAGUUCAUUUUUGCCAAGAAUCGCAACCAGGUUUGGGCUGAAGCUAUGGAUGAUUUUACGAAAAGGCAUGGGCUGCAGGAGAGCCAUGAAUUGUCAGAGGAGGCCGAGGGAAGAAAAGAGGAGGAAGAAGGCCAAGGGCCGGAGGCAGAGGAGCCAGAGCUGAAGCAGCAGGAGGUGGCCCAAGCUUCCCCCUACUCCAUGGAUGACACAGAUCCCCAGAAAUUCUUCAUGUCAGGCUUCACUGGCUACGUGCCCCGUGCCCGCUUCCUCUUCGGCUCCAGCUUCCCCGUGCUGACCAACCAGGCGCUGCAGGAAUUCGGGCAGACGUGCUCACGGGGCAGGGUGCCGAAGGAUCCCAAACCUUCCUCCCCAGUCCCCAGGUCCAACUUCCAGAACCUGGGUCUCCUCCCUCACUAUGGAGGCUACGUGCCAGGGUAUAAGUUCCAGUUUGGAGGGACAUUUGGGCAUCUCACCCAUGAUGCUCUGGGUCUCGGCACCACUCAGAAACAGCUCUUGGCUUAAGUACCUGGACCUCAAGUUCUCCCUUUUCAUCCUAUCCCAGUGAUCUUUCUGGGAAGAAGAGAGGUGGGGAGGGGGAGGGGCACAAAGAAAAUGGUCUGGAGGCUGAGCACCUUUUUAUUA
This is a messenger RNA of Peromyscus eremicus (cactus mouse), 1312 nucleotides long. RefSeq names its product ciliary microtubule inner protein 2B (gene Cimip2b). The record is from RefSeq and is a predicted model, not a curated record. Bases 368 to 1192 code for a protein of 274 amino acids. The transcript has 6 exons. Lineage: Eukaryota; Metazoa; Chordata; Mammalia; Rodentia; Cricetidae.